UAAAGUUCUUAAUAGCUUCAGUGUAUAGCCGUGCCAUGGCUGGGCAAAUCCAGACAGCUUUUGGCUGAUGAAUGUCCUUGGGAUGAAGUGAAAUUUCGUAUUGUGACCAUGAACCAGGACUUCAUUGCACUCAACAACUCGUAUCCAUUCGUGUUCCUUCAGGACCCUAACAGCAACCGGAUUGGCCAGUGGCUGGACGUGGUAGCUCAGGAUGGCAUUGCAGAUUUAUCUUUCCAGCUAGCUGCUGAGCCUCCCCUGGGGAUGUAUGUCAUCAACGUAGCCAAUGGGAAAGCAUACAGCAGCUUCUCCGUAGAGGAAUAUGUGCUGCCAAAAUUUGAAGUGAUUUUUGAGAAGCCAAUUCAUAUUUACAUUUUGGAUAAAACCUUCCCACUACAGGUGUGCGGCAGAUACACCUAUGGGAAAGGUGUGCAAGGGGGGAUGGAGGUAACCCUGUGCCGGAAGCGUUGGUCCCUGCCCAGCCCGGAGAAAUCAGACCUCUGUAAGAGCUAUCUCAGCCAGACAGAUAAGGUGGGCUGCUUCUCCACAUCUGUCAAUCUGGGCGACUUUCUCCAAGUUUCUCCCAACUUCAGGGACAGCAUUGAUGCAAUGGUCACAUUAAAGGAGAUUGACACAGGAGUGCAAGUCAGUGCUUCUGGCAACUUCUUCAUCUCCAGGACAGCUGGGAGAGCCACAUUUGAGGAGGCAAACCCUUACUACUACAGUGGAGAGGUCUACACAGGGAAGGUUAGGCUGGUUGAUCACCAAGGCAGGUUAAUGAACAACACAAACGUUUACCUGAUUGUAAACUACAAAGGAAAACUGUUCACGGCAAUGUACACCACAGAUGACACUGGGAGAGCUUACUUUGAGCUGGACACAAAUGCUUGGGGUGAUAAUCCAGUCUCACUGGAGGGGAGGUUCCUUCCUCGGGAUGCAGAGUAUGUUCCAGGUACAGCCAGUGUGGUUUACCAGAAUGCCUACCAUUUCAUACAGCCAUUUUACACCACCACUGAGAGCUUCCUCAGGAUUGUACGUGUGCCAGGGAUUCUGCCUUGUGGCAAAAUGCAGCAGGUUAAGGUGGACUACAGAAUUGACCGGCGAGACCUGAUGCAUGGCUCCAAAUAUAUGAUUUUUUCCUACUAUGUCACUGGUAAAAAGGGAAUCAUCCUUUCAGGUCAGAAGAGUGUCUGGGUUGGCCUGCCAAGCUUGAUGUCAGGCCACUUUUUUAUCCCUUUGGUCUUCACCUCUGACUAUGCUCCAGCUCCUACCAUCAUAGUGUAUGUCAUCUUCCCCACUGGAGGAAUCGUUGCGGACAGUGCCCCCUUCAGUGUUUCCAUGUGCUUCAAAAAUAAGGUGAAGCUGGGCUUCUCAGAGGAGGAGGCCCUUCCUGGUUCAGAUGUCAGCCUCCAGAUGCAGGCAGCUCCUGGAUCUAUGUGUGCUGUCCAGGCUGUGGAUCAAAGUGUGCUUCUGAUGAGGCCAGAAAAAGAGCUGAGUAACUCCAUGAUCUAUGGGUUGUUCCCAUAUAUUUACCGCUCAGGUUACCCUCACCAAGUGUCUGAAGAUAACUACUGCUGGUUCCCAGAUGCUCAGCAGCCAGAUGUGUUCACAUUGUUCAAGGCAAUGGGCUUGAAAGUCUUAUCCAACACCAAUAUCCAGAAGCCAAGGGAGUGUCUAAUUACUACACCCAAACCAUAUAUGUGGGAUGAGAUAAGACCAUUUCUCCAAACAUUUUCUAUGACUGGGACAACAACUACACUUGGAACCACCACACCUAUGCCAGUACCCAUCAUUGAAGAGAAAGUCCGCAAGUAUUUUCCUGAAACCUGGAUAUGGGAUUUAUUUCCUAUAGGUCCCAAAGGAAAUAGGAAUGUCACAGUUACUGUGCCCGACACCAUCACUGAGUGGAAAGCUGGGAUGUUCUGCACAGCUGAGAUUGGCUUUGGGCUUGCUCCUACCACAAGCCUCCGGACCUUCAAGCCAUUCUUUGUAGAGCCCACACUGCCAUAUGCUGUGAUCCGGGGAGAGACCUUUGUCCUGAAGGCCACCAUCUUCAAUUAUCUUCCUAAGUGCAUUAUGAUCCAGGUGACCCUGGUGGAGUCCUCAGACUAUCAGUUGGAGCUGUGUAAGAGCUGUCUCUACACCACCUGCCUGUGUGGCAAUGAAGCCAAGACAUUUCAGUGGGAAGUCACACCUACACACCUGGGGUUGGUGAAUAUCACUCUCAGCACAGAGGCCCUGGCCACCAAAGAGCUCUGUGGAAAAGAGAGGCCAUUUGUGCCAGCCCGAGGACGGACAGACACACUGAUCAAAUCCCUUCUAGUUCAGCCAGAGGGAGUGCUGGUGGAAAAGGCUCGCAGCUCCUUGUUGUGCCCCAAAGAAGGGAAUCCAGUGCAGGAUUUGGUGCCCCUGAAGCUACCCAGUAAUGUGGUGAAAGGUUCAGCCAGAGCUACUGUCUCCAUCAUUGGUGACAUCAUGGGCAUAGCACUGCAGAACCUGGACCGGCUGGUGCAAAUGCCCCAAGGCUGCGGGGAGCAGAAUAUGGUGCUCUUUGCUCCCAUCGUCUACGUGCUGCAGUACCUGGAGAAGACGGGGCAGCUGACCCCAGAGAUCAGGGACCGGGCAACAGGCUUCCUGUGCAGUGGGCUUCAGAGGCAGCUGCUCUAUAAACAUCAUGAUGGUUCCUACAGUGCAUUUGGGACUAAAGAUGAGGAUGGUAACACCUGGCUGACAGCAUUUGUGGCCAAGUGUUUUGGGCAGGCCAAGCGGUACAUCUUCCUCGAUGACAGGAAUGUCCGGGAUGCGCUGAGCUGGAUACAGCUUCACCAGCUGCCCAAUGGCUGCUUUGAGAGUGUGGGCAAGCUCUUCAACACUGCCAUGAAGGGCGGUGUGGAUGGCGAAGUCCCCCUAGCUGCCUACAUCACUGCAGCAUAUCUGGAGACUAGGGAGAUGGUGAAUAGCAGCAUGGUGCAGAAGGCCCUGGGCUGCCUCACUCAGGCUCUUCCCAACAUUACCAGCACCUACACAAAAGCACUGCUAGCCUAUGCCUUCACUUUGGCUCAGGACACCCAGCACAUGAAGCAGUUGUUUCAGGAACUAGACCAGAAGGCCAUCAAAGCAGGAGGGCAGAUCCACUGGAGCCAGGCCCCCUCCAAGCCGCCCAGUACCAGCACCUGGUCCCAACCCCAGUCAGUGGAUGUGGAGUUGACAGCCUACAUGCUCCUUGCCCUGCUGUCCAAGCCAGUGACCAGGGCUGACAUUGCCACAGCCUCUGGCAUUGUGGCCUGGCUCACCAAGCAGCAGAAUGCCUAUGGGGGCUUUGCCUCCACACAGGACACAGUGGUCGCCCUUCAGGCGUUGGCCAAAUAUGCUGCCCUGACAUACAGCAAGGAGGCAGACUUGGAGGUGAUGGUGACAUCCCAGGGCAGCUUUGAGAGGAAGUUCCAGGUCACCCACAAGAACCGGCUGCUGCUGCAGCAGGAAACACUGACAGAAGUCCCUGGGAAGUACUCACUCCAGGCCAAGGGCAGAGGCUGCAUCUUUGCCCAGAUAGUACUGAGGUACCAUAAGCCUCCCCCACAGGCCUCUGUAACCUUCGCUUUGCACAUCACCACAGAGCUGGUCAACUGUAACAGCAGAGAUGUGUCCAUCCUCACUCUUCGUGUUAGUGUCAGCUACAUUGGGAGGAGAGUUGUUUCCAACAUGGUGAUCGUGGAAGUCUCCUUGCUGUCUGGAUUCAUCCUGGCUUCAAGCUCUAGCACAUCUCUGCAGCAGAACCCCCUUGUGAGGAGAAUGGAGAUGAGCCGAAGUUCUGUCUCCAUCUACGUGGAACAGCUGAGCAAUACCUCCCAGACGUAUGCCCUAAAAUUGGUGCGGGAGAUCAAGGUGACCAACUUGAAGCCACGCCACAUCAAGGUCUAUGACUAUUACCAGCCAGAGGAGCGAGCCCUGGCUGAAUACAGGGCUGUCUGCAGCUGAGGUAGGCCCAAGCUUCAUGGAGCUGUCCUCCUGGUUUCCUCCCUGCCACCGUGCACUUCUCUUCACACCAUCCCUGCCAGGGUGGACACAACAGCCCCCUCCUGCCCUGGAAAGACCCUAACCCUGGUGCCUCUGAUCCAUCUAUUGCCCUGUCAGCUUGAAGCACCUGCCUCCUGGCUCUCUCCCCACCAUCUCCCUUCCUCCUUCCCUGGGCUUUGCAGCAGUCUCCCCACCUGAAAUAAUUGUGUCCAUGCUGGAAGAAGCAGCACAUUUUGGCUCCCCAACCUCCUGGGAAAGGGGAGGGGUCAUAACAGACCUUGCAAAAAAAGGACUAGACUCUUGCAGAGUGCUCUUGACAAGGCUGUGCAUUGAGCUGUUUGGAGACUUCAGUUAGUGCAGAACCUGGUUGUCCCUGAGUUAUGUGUCAUGAAACCUGCAUUUGACUUUGAUAUUCUACUCCCUGGCUUGCGAGCUGAGUUUCCACUCUGGGUUCAUUGUCCUGGAAGGCUUGGGACAUGGCUCCCCACCUCUCUGGCUCAGUCUGCUGCAGCUGAGACCAGCAUUGUGGUGGAAUUUCCCUUUCCACAAGCAAAGGGUCUCAUAGAGAGCCCUCCAUCACUCUGAUGAAACUGAGCUCAUCUUCCAGGUGCGCUGCAUAGUCCGUGCCUGUCUUUUCUCACUGGCACAUGGGGACACUGGGAGACUGGAAUUGCAGAUUGGCAAGGAUUUGGGUGGCUCUCGUUUCUCUCCUUCAGCUUGCUUUGCUCUCACUUCUCUCCAAUUCCCAGUUUCUCUCACUAUUCCUUUUAAUGCUGCUCCACUUUAUUUCCUCUCACAGUCUUCCCAGGAGUCUCCUGGGCAGUCUCUCAUUCUCCUCUGUUUCAGCACACAGGGAUGACAUAGGAUGGAAAUCGUUCCUCCCCUCCAUCAGCAGGGCCAGCCCUGGCUCAUCAGGAUUCCUGCAUUGUAGUUGCUGGGGCGAGGGGAGUAUGAAGCCUUGACAGUUGCCCUUGCGAGGGACUGGGGUCUCAGCUCUGGACAAAGCGUGGAUCACUUUGGGGUCCCUCUGGGAUUUUAGGCCUAGGCCCACAUUGCAUGUAUGGCCCAUGCCCUGUAGCCCUCUCCUGGUGAAGUAAUUUUUGGGGUGUCUGGUUGCUUUUGAUCAUUGUAAUCUGGGAAUUUUCCUGAGUGUGAAAAGAAUGAAAAUAAAAUGUCAAUCAUGGACCAAG
Gavialis gangeticus (Gharial) is the source of this 5204-nucleotide messenger RNA. RefSeq names its product alpha-2-macroglobulin-like protein 1. The transcript is spliced from 33 exons. The record is from RefSeq and is a predicted model, not a curated record. Bases 109 to 3975 code for a protein of 1288 amino acids. NCBI's taxonomy places the organism in Eukaryota, Metazoa, Chordata, Crocodylia, Gavialidae. Gene Ontology annotation, cellular component: extracellular region. Gene Ontology annotation, molecular function: endopeptidase inhibitor activity.